AUGGCUUCACAACAGUUCCUUACCGACGAAGAAAUCAAGAAGUUUAUUGACGACCUCGAUCACGACAAAGAUGGCAAUGUCGACUACUGGGAGUUAGAACGCAAGUUGGACCAAGUACAUAAAGAGAUAGCCCCCAAAGCGCAGCCACACAACCUACACCAUGGAUCCCGGGGCGACGAAGCUCGACAUGAGUUUCUUAGGAAUGUCAUUGGAACACGGGAAGAUUACAUCAACCGAGAAACCUUUACGAAAACAGUGAAGACGUGGGAGAUACCAUCCUUGGAGCAAGACCGGAAGGAAGCAAAAGAUGAGGAUGACUAUCUGAAGCAGGUGUCCCUGUACCGACGAGCGCGAGCGUAUUGGGCCGUUAAAGGGCCUGAGAUCAUGUUUCUCGCACUGGUUUUACUUUUGAUGAUUGGCUUUGGCGUCUGGCAAUUCGUCAAAUACCUGACCUUUGACCAGUAUACGCCUGCGUUCGGAUGGGGAGCAGUCUUAUCAAAGACAUGCGCUGGCGUGCUCUAUCCGACCUUCUUCUUCCUCAUUCUGUCCAUGUCAAGAUGGCUCUCGACAUUUCUUCGGCGCUUCUACUUCAUCUCGCGGUUCAUCAAUUGGGAUUUGUCCCAGAGUUUCCAUAUCAAGAUGUCUAUUGUCGCAUUGGUCUUUGCUACACUCCAUGCUAUUGGCCACCUCAGUGGCUCUUUUGUCUUUGGAAGUAUGGCUAGUCGACAGGGUGCAGUUGCCAAUGUCAUUGGACAGGACGCAGUGCCGCGCUCAUAUACUGAUUACCUUCAGUCAUUACCUGGAUGGACUGGUCUCACAUCACUCGGCUUGUUCUACCUCCUCGCACUUAUGAGUAUGCCUCAGAUACGAAAGUGGAGCUACGAAGUCUUCCAACUGGCUCAUCUGCUCAUGUUCCCCAUCAUUGGCUUCAUGAUGGCGCAUGGGACUGCGCACCUGCUGCAAUGGCCCAUGUUCGGCUACUGGCUCGCAUUUCCAACGCUUAUGGUGCUUUUUGAACGCAUCUGGCGCUUGGUCCUGAGUUUCCGUCCUAUCCUUGCGGAUCUCGAGUUGUUGGAUGAUGAGACUGUCGCAAUCACAGCGCAGGUACCCAAGACCCGUCCCUGGGACUACAAAGCUGGCCAGUACGUCUUUGUGCAGGUUCCGCAACUAUCCCGAUUCCAGUGGCAUCCCUUCACUGUUUCCACAUGCAUCAACAAUACCAUGCAGGUUCACAUCAAGGCUGAUGGCGACUGGACAAACUCGCUUCGUGAUCUAGCGAAGGAAGGAGGUCGAUCGACGAUCAAGAUAGGUCUUGACGGACCAUUUGGUGCACCUGCUCAGCGAUUCUACGACUUCGAAUACAGCAUGGUCUUUGGUGCUGGUAUUGGCAUAACGCCUUUCUCCGGUGUGCUUACGGACCUCCAGCAUCACGAGCUUGAGCGUGUCAAGUCUAGAGAUGACUCCCCAGAAUCAUCCGACGAAACCCCCAGGGAGCGUUCCCCGUACUCGAACCACCGCCGAGUCGACUUACAUUGGAUGGUGCGCGACAAGAACAAUCUCCUGUGGUUCUCUGAUCUACUGAAUGAGGUCUUUCGCCACAGGACAGACAGCCCGGAUCUCGACAUCCGUAUCAACACCUACGUAACCCAGAAACGCAAGCAAAUAUCGCAACACGUUUUCCGUUGGCUACUCGAGAAGCAUCGAACAGAUGAUCAUCCGCAGUCACCCAUUACUGGUCUUGUCAAUCCAACACAUUUCGGACGUCCAGAUAUUCGGGGUAUCAUGGAGGCACAUUACGACGAUAUGAGCAAAGUUUUGGCCGAUCGACUGAAUGAGAAAGACGGCAACAAAGAGGAUGAGAUCAAAAUCGGUGUCUUCUUCUGCGGACCGCCUGUCAUCGGUCAACAGAUUGCCGAUCAGUGUAGCGUGUUGAACGCAAGGGCAAGGAACGAGGACAGAAAGCUUGAGUACCGGUUUAUGAUUGAGCUAGCGGGAUAUGGAUUAUACGUGCUGCAUGAUGAGUUUGAAGGGUUCCAGACCGGUUUUCAAGAUGGAUUCAUCGCAAGUACUUCAUGGCAGAAGUGGAGCACGUGCCUUGGCGCUAGACCCGCGUUACCAAACGCCGACGUGUCGGAACCGUCAUUGACCGCCCGGAACGCUUUCACCCAACCACCCACGACUCCGUCUUUCUUAGUAUCGGCAUCUCGGCCACAGCGCAUCACGUUGUUCACCUACUAUAGCACGGUUCCUUGCUUCACAACCCAGACCCAACACACCAAAAGCCCCGCCCCUCACGCCCAGAGCACUGCUGCCACCUUCCGCGCAUACCCACUUCCGAUUCACACCAUGGCUUCAUCGGCUUCAAAGCGCCUUUUCAAGGAGUACCGCAUGCUCUCCAACGACCCGCCAGAGGGCAUCACUGCCGGCCCGGUCAGCGAAGACGACAUGUUCAUCUGGGAAGCGCUGAUCCAAGGCCCGGAAGGCACACCCUUCGAAGGCGGCGUCUUCCCCGCAGAAUUACGGUUCCCGAAAGACUACCCACUCGCGCCACCAAAGAUGAAGUUUGUAACCGAGAUGUGGCAUCCAAAUGUAUACCCCAACGGCGAGGUUUGUAUAUCGAUCCUUCACGCGCCCGGCGAAGACCCCAUGCACUAUGAACAAGCCUCCGAGCGGUGGUCACCCAUACAAAGCGUCGAGAAGAUCUUGAUCAGUGUCAUGAGCAUGUUGGCAGAGCCGAACGAUGAGAGUCCAGCGAACGUGGACGCGGCGCGGAUGUGGAGGGAGAAGAGGGAGGAGUACGAGAAGAUUGUGCGGACGAAUGUCAGGAAGAGUCUGGGACUGUAG
Molecule: messenger RNA, 2844 nt
Organism: Alternaria burnsii
Lineage: Eukaryota; Fungi; Ascomycota; Dothideomycetes; Pleosporales; Pleosporaceae
Product: nadph oxidase 4
Exons: 4
Coding region: 1-2844 (947 amino acids)
Biological process (GO): superoxide anion generation; defense response
Cellular component (GO): NADPH oxidase complex; plasma membrane
Molecular function (GO): superoxide-generating NAD(P)H oxidase activity; calcium ion binding
Source: RefSeq, a predicted model, not a curated record